Molecule: messenger RNA, 6259 nt
Organism: Rattus norvegicus (Norway rat)
Lineage: Eukaryota; Metazoa; Chordata; Mammalia; Rodentia; Muridae
Source: RefSeq, a predicted model, not a curated record
CUCUGGAUCUUUCUCGAGGAACCUGGGAGAAAUGUUUGCUUUCCAUUCCUCUCUCAGUCUCACCUUGAAGUGUAGCACAGUGUAGGGCAUUCCCUACUGAUGUGUGCGGGAAGACGGGGAGGGAACAGGAGAGGUGGGGGCAGGAAGAGCUCAUCUCCCAGACGGUCUUUGUCCUACCCUUGGCUGCCUUUCAAUUCACCCGGCACCAUUCUUGAACAAGACUGACAUCUGAAGAUUAUCUGGCCUCAUACAAAAGGAUUCGGUUUGUAUUUUGUCUCCUUUUCCAGCGGCCACAGUUACUCCUUUCAAAGACCUGCAUUUCUCACAUUGGAGCUGUGAGGGUUUAUAAAGCCAUUUUGUGAAAGAUUAAUGUGUAUUGUAGAAAAUAAGAGAAAUGUUCAAAAGCUAAAAGGAGCUGGGCGUUGAGGCUCAUACUGUAGUCCCAGCUCUGGGGGCUAAGGCAGGAGAUUGUCCUGAGUUCCCAGGCCAGCCAAGGCUACAGAGUGAGACCUGAUCUCAAAAAGACAAAAAUAAAUUUUUGGUUUGUUUUUUGUUUGUUUGUUUGUUUGUUUUGUCCCGCCUUGUUUGUUUGUUUUUGAGAUAGGUUUUUUCAGUGUAAUCCUGGCUGAACUGGAACUCACUCUGUGACCAGGCUGGCCUCAAACUCACAAAGACUUGCCUGCCUCUACCUCCCAAGUGCUAGUAUUAAAGGUAUAUGCCACCAUGCCCAGCUUCAAAAUUAAGAUUUUAAUUACAAAAAUCAAAAUCAUAUGCCCUAGCAAGAUGACUUAAUAUGUCAAAAUGCCUGCCACCAAGCCUAGUACCUGGUUGAUCCCCAGAACCCACAUAGUGGAAAGAGACAAUGGGCUCCCACAAGUUGUCCCCUGACUUUCACACACAUGCCUGUACACGCACAUGCAAAUAAGUAAAAAGAAGGGGAGGAAGACAGACAGACAGACAGUACUGCCAAUUCAGUCUUGCUUGAUUUUAUGACAGAUUCUAUUUUUGAGUCUUUUUUUUUUUUUCUUUUUUCUUUUUUUCAGAGCUGGGGACUGAGCCCAGGGCCUUGCGCUUGCUAGGCAAGUGCUCUACCGCUGAGCUAAAUCCCCAACCCCUGUUUUUUUUUUGUUUGUUUGUUUGUUUGUUUUUUGGGUUUUUUUUUGUUUGUUUUUGUUUUUUUCGGAGCUGGGGACCGAACCCAGGGCCUUGAGCUUGCUAGGCAAGAGCUCUACCACUGAGCUAAAUCCCCAACCCCUGUUUUUUUCAGUGUAUAUGAGUACACUGUAGCUGUCUUCACACACACCAGAAGAGGGCAUCAGAUCCCAUUCAGAUGGUUGUGAGCCACCAUGUGGUUGCUGGGAAUUGAACUCAAGACCUCUGGAAGAGCAGUCAGAGCUCUUAACUACUAAGCCAUCUCUCCAACCCUUGAGUCUGUUAGUUUGUCUUUUGUUUUAACAAAAUUCCCAUAAUCACUGAGUGUGAUAGCUCUUGUCUAUAGUUUCUAAAUUUGGGAAGUAGAGACAGGAAGAUUAGGAGUUCAAAUUGGUCAUCCUUGUCUUUUUUGUGAGAUCCAAGGCAUCCUGACUUACAUGAGACCCUACUCAAAACAAAACAAACUAUAGAUAGAUAGAUAGAUAGAUAGAUAGAUAGAUAGAUAGAUAGAUAGAUAGAUAGAUAGAUAGAGUGUAUAUGUAUACACAGAUAUCCACACAUAUAUAAAAAUUAUCCUAUAAUCACCUAUAAAGGAAUCUAAAAAAAACUCUUAAAUAUUGUUGAAGGUGUUUCUCAGAUAUUAUAUAUUUGUUGAGUCUAUCCAGUCAAAUCAUAGAUGGAGGAUUCUUGAGAGUUUAGAUUUUAUAUGUAUGUAUGGUUACUAAAAAUGGAACUCAGGGUUUUGUUUUUUGAGACAGGCUCUCACUGUGGCCUAGAAACAGGCUGUGUAGACCAGGCUGACUUUGAACUCAGAGAUUCACCUACCUCUACCUUCUGAGUACUAGGAUUAAAGGUCUUCAGCAAUAUCCUCCAGCACUGUGGUUUGCAAGGGGAUGGAAUAAACACCAUACCCCAGAAACUCGGGGAGAGGCCUCGGUUGACGCCCAGUGACAUGCCUCUCUUGGAAUUAAAGGACAUUGUUCUCUACCUGUGUGACACCUCCACCACACUCUGGGCCUUUCUGGACAUCUUCCCUUUGGCCUGCCAAACCUUCCAGAAACAUGACUUUUGUUACAGACUAGCUUCCUUUUAUGAGAUGGCGAUUCCGGAAAUAGAGUCUGCAAUUAAGAAGAGGAGGCUUGAAGACAGCAAGCUCCUGGGUGACAUGUGGCAGAGGCUCUCCCAUUCCAAGAAGAAGCUAAUGGAGGUGUUUCACACCAUCCUGAACCAGAUCUGCCUCCUUCCCAUUCUAGAGAGCAGCUGUGACAACAUUCAAGGCUUCAUUGAAGAAUUCCUUCAAAUCUUUAGCUCUUUGCUGCAGGAGAAGAGAUUCCUCCGAGACUAUGACUCAUUCUUCCCUGUAGCUGAAGACAUCAGCUUGCUGCAGCAGGCUUCAUCAGCAUUGGAUGAAACCCGGACUACCUACAUCCUACAGGCUGUGGAAGGUGCAUGGGAAGGGGUGGACAGACAGAAAAUCAAGGACAUUAAAGACCCAUCAAGAGCCAAGGAUUCUAAUAACGGAGUCACAAUGACAGCAGAGCCAGUCAGUGAAAUGCCAUCACAGCUGGAGAAUUCGGAAGACGAUGAGGAGUGCAUGGGUGCAGCAGCUGCCGUGGGCCCCGCCGUGAGCGGUGUGGAACUGGACUCACUCAUCUCCCAAGUGAAGGACCUGCUGCCAGACCUCGGGGAGGGCUUUAUUCUGGCCUGCCUGGAGCACUACAGCUAUGAUUCAGAGCGGGUUAUCAACAACAUCCUGGAGGAUCGGCUGGCCCCUGAGCUCAGUCAGCUGGACCGAAGCCUAGAAAGACAAGUAAAGCCGGACCCCACACCCCUGUUGUCAUCGCGUCACAACGUCUUCCAGAACGAUGAGUUCGAUGUGUUCAGCAGGGACUCAGUAGACCUGAGCCGAGUGCACAAGGGCAGGAGGAAGGAGGAGACCGUGAGGAGCCUGGUGAAUGACAAGCAGGCUGUGGUGGCACAGUGGCAGCGCUACCAGAAGUACAGUGUGAUAGUGGAGGAGGUCCCACUGCAGCCAGGAGAAUACCAGGCUGAUGACUAUGAGGACGAGUAUGAUGACACAUACGAUGGCAACCAGGUGGGCGCCAAUGAUGCUGACUCUGAUGACGAGCUCAUCAGCCGCAGGCCCUUCACCAUCCCUCAGGUGCUGAGAACCAAAAUGCCUGUGGAAGGGCAGGAGGAGGAGUGUGAUGAAGAGGAUGAGGUUGAAGAGGAGGCCCCCAAGCCAGACCAUUUCAUUCAGGAUCCUGCAGUGCUGAGGGAAAAGGCUGAAGCUAGGCGCAUAGCCUUCCUCGCCAGGAAAGGGUAUCGACCUGAGAACUCCACUGCAGUGACAGGUGGACCCCGGGGCCAUGGGCAAAGCCGAGAAACAACCCAGGAGCGCAGGAAGAAAGAGGCCAACAAGGCAGCCAGAGCCAACCACAGCCGUAGAACCAUGGCUGACCGAAAGAGAAACAAAGGCAUGAUCCCAUCCUGAGGCCACAAGCUGCCUGGACCAGGGAGGCCCCUCAAGACCACCAUCACACCUCACCUACCAGCCAGCCGUGAGCGCCUUCUUGUCAAACACACAGUGCCUUAUCCCUUGGUGCGGGAACCCAGUGCCAUCGAGCAGGCUCUCUCCCAGCUGUGCUGGUGGGAAGGAUGGGGCUGCAGAACCAAAGUGUCUCUCAUCUCGGGCAGCAAGGCACCACCUCCAGAAGUCCUGGAUGGCAGGAGACCUGUAUAUUCAGAAGCAACGAAAGGCCCAUGAAUAAAGUUUCUGACCUUCCAACAGUGCUCCCUGACAUGCUCCAGCCUUCUCCCUCUGUCCUUCUUCCGGGACACCAACACCUGAAAGACAAGAAGCCAGUGUCCCGUGCUCUGUUGACUUUCUAUGCUGGCCCGCUUGGGUCACCUCCUAAUGCUGUUCUGCCUUGCUGUGUGUGUGACCUCUGUGGCUGUGGAAGGAAGUGGCCAUUGUGAGGCCUAACGUCCCUUCUGUUGUUACCUCCUGUGCCUCCUCCUCAGGGGGUCUUGUCAGUUACAGGACACAGGAGGGGAGUGGGAUGUGGGAGCUGAGAGUGUUUUUAGGCCACAGGAAGGAAGUGACAGAGCAGGUCUUAGAAGCUGUCAACCCCUGGCAGUAUAGGCUCUAGAUCCAUGUAGAUUAUGUCAACCCCUGUGUCGCAACUGGCACAAGGACACUUGGCCAGUUUCAGAGUGUCAUAGUUAUAAAUGUACUAUUAGCCACUACCCUCCCAAUGUAGAGACUGCAAGCCGCUAGAAAGAAGUGAAGGUUUGCUGCCAAACCCUGUUGAGCGAGGACUAGGCUGGCUUCCAGAGCCCUUUCCUCGUGUGGCCCACUCUGCAGUGGGAAUCAGCUAACAGGUCUCCUGGGUUUAACUGCUGUGCAGGGGAUUGACAGUGGGGUCCUUGCUGGGCUGAUCCUGAUCCAGCAGGGCCUGGAAUCUUACCAACAGAUCUUUUAGAUGCCAGGAUCAUUGAUUUGCUUGUAGUUAGGGCCAGCAGGCAGACAGGUACUUGAUGGAUUGUUCUAUUAGGCCAGCCUGCGCAAGUGGAACCAAAUGCCAUCCCUCUGUGCCUGGCUGGCCUCUGGGAGCAUUUGAGAUACAGAGCAGGUACAGGGUGGGAUGGAUCCUGCCCUAGGGCUGCUGAAUUAGCUGAGAUCUGGCAGUUAGCCAUACUGACAGACAGCAGGAAAACUGUUUCCUCCUAGACGCACUUACCAGUGGCACAGUCCUGUCUCUUCUCCCUGACUAAACUCAGACCAAGCUGCAGUGUCUGAUGCAAGGCAAGUGGGCUUGGGAGCUCCUGGCCUGUGUCCGCCUUGCCUGCUGCUCUUCCUUGGAGCAGCCACAUCUGCUCUGGGCUGUCUGUUCCUUCAGCCACCCAGAGGACCACCCAUGUUUCCCAGGAGCAGUCUGGCUGAAAGGACAUCGCUGUCUCCUGUUUCCUUGCACACUGGGCCAGAGCAAACAUACUGCCCCUGAGGAGCCGUUGCUGUGUCUUUCAUCCCUCCAGGACACCCUUUCAGGCGAACCAGUUCGAGCAUUCCCGUUACCCCGUUCCUUUAGCCUCAGCGUUGGUGAAGUCCUGAAGGAUGAAUUCUGAGGCUGUUGCUCAGUAGGAGAACACUUGCCUGAUAUGCACAAGGCUUAGGUUUGUCCCCGGACUAUUUACAUAAAGGAAGUCCCCAGGGGAUUCCAAAUUUAAGAUUAGCAGCCCAAGAGUUUUGGAUGGGUGAACCAUUUGGUCCCUAGACCCACACCCCUGCCGGCCUAUGCGGGUAUUUUCCAAGUGCCUUUUCUGUGCCCUACAGAAAAUGUAACCAUCAUAGAUGUUUCUGGAGAAACUUUUUUAUUUAUUUAUUUUUUUGAGAAGGGUUUCUCUGUGUCAUAGCCCUGGCUGUCCUGGACUUUGUAGACUAACUUAGCCUCCAACUCACAGAGAUCCACCUGCCUCUGCUGGGAUUAAAGGCAUGCACCACCACUCUUGGCCCUGAGGAAACUUUUAAAAUCUUGUACCUCUAAAAGGAUACCAGACCCAAGUGUCAUCAUACCACGUCUAUGAAUGGUCAGCCACCAGAGCUUUUGUGCUCCAGUGAGACAGAACCAGAAAUGGAUUAUAAGAGACCUAAGAGCCUGUGGAGAAGGGCAGAGCAGGCAGUCUGCCCAUGGUGUCUUAGUAGUGGAUGCAUGUCCUUGUCAUGCUGCCCCAGCUGAGGCUGCAGGAGGAAACAGUUGGCCCAAGCCUGCAUGUCACUGCCCUACCAGGAGGUCAGAUUCAGUAACAGUGCCGAGAAAUAAAAUCAGAGUUAGACGUGGUGGCACACACUUAUUUCUUGGGAGGUAAAGACAUUUCAAGGAUAGCCCAAGCUGUAUGAGACCCUGUCUGUAAAUAAAGAGAAACCAAAUCUCUCUGAAGAACAAACCUAGAGGCAGAAUGCGUGAACGUAGUGUAAGGCCUUGUUUGUGAGAACGUUAAGGCUCCUUUUUGCACACAGACCAAGUGUGGCAGGAACUGUAUGCGUGAUGGUAGUGGGAGGACCAUGAUCCCUGCUGUUGGCAAUAAACAGGUUUCUGGAGUCUCA